Molecule: messenger RNA, 404 nt
Organism: Coccomyxa subellipsoidea C-169
Lineage: Eukaryota; Viridiplantae; Chlorophyta; Trebouxiophyceae; Coccomyxaceae
Exons: 1
Coding region: 234-389 (51 amino acids)
Source: RefSeq, a predicted model, not a curated record
GCAUGCUUGCCUAAAUUACAUGAAAUGCAAUGUUCCCGAUUUCUUCAAUUGCAACUGAAGCCGCAUCUGUUCGCCGCUAUUAAGAAAGCCCCCUCCUUAAUUCAUUUGCCCUCUAAAUUAAGGUACUAAAUAGUUAUAUAUAACGUUAGUAGUACGUACUAACACUACAGCUAUAGAUUGAAGGGAGCGUGCUGCGCUGCGCAUACGCACAUGCAUGCGGAAAAUCCCACUGAAUGCCAACCCACGGCAGCUAUCUGUCUCCUAUCUACAGGGCAUCACAGUGGGCACAUACACCAGUGUCAAUCAUGAAACAUACCUGGCAGGUUUAUUCUACCCAGCCUAACUAUUCUGCAGCUGGUCAGAUUGGAGUGCCAAGAACUGAGUCAUAAAACUCAUUUGAGUCG